This is a messenger RNA of Symbiodinium sp. CCMP2456, 1374 nucleotides long. The record is from the annotation of a GenBank genome assembly. Lineage: Eukaryota; Dinophyceae; Suessiales; Symbiodiniaceae.
AUGGAAAACCUUCGCUUUCUUGACUUCUCUGAGCUCUCCGAGACAGUGUCCGAGGUUAGUGAGGAUGACUCAAUCUUUGACUCUGACGUGGAGACUAGCGAUGAUGAGAAGUUUGCGGGCAUUCCCCUAUGGCAGACAGCCUUCAACAUCGCAAAGAGCAUCAUUGGCGAAGGGCUUCUGAGCUUGCCGGCUGGCUUAGCUGCGGGUACCGGCAUCUAUUCGGGAGUUAUCAUUGCCUUGGUCUUCUAUGUUGUGAUGACAUACACUUUCUGGACCCUGGGCCGUCUUUGUGAGACGACCGGCGAGAAAACGCACCGCGGCAUGGGGGACAAAGUCACCGAAGGGGUGUUCUUUGGCAACUUCAUGGCAGUGACCAAUUUGGCGCAGACCCUUUCUUGCUGCGUCGCAUAUGCACUGGUAAUCGGGCGGAAUGCAGAGGAUGUCUUAGCUCCUUUUGUUUCAAACUCCUGGCUCAGCUCAAGGCGUGGCAGCUGGGUUACCAUCCUCAUCUUCGUCUUACUACCUCUCUGCUUGCUCCGGGACCUCUCGAAACUUGCUUGGGCCAGCCUCCUGGGUCUACUUUGCGAGGUUGGGGUGGUCUGUUUCAUGAUCUGGCGCUUUGUGGACGGAUCCUAUUCGCCGGGUGGACGUUUCUACGAAAGCCAAACACCUGGCUUGCAAGUCGCUUGGGAUGAAACCGGGGAUCCAGAGAUGUGGAGCUUCAGUCCAGCUACUUUGACUCUUGUCUGUAGCAUGUCCUCGGCUUUCUUGGCCCACUACAAUGCCCCCAAGUUCUAUCAUCAACUGCGGGAUCGGGACUCCAGGCGGUUCCUGCUCGCGACGACCGCCAGCUUUACGCUGGCCCUUGUACUCUUUCUUGUCUGCAUGACCGUAGGAUACUUGACCUUCGGGCAGCAUUGCUCGGGCAACAUUCUACACAAUUACUCCGACCUGGAUCCAGCAGCAACUGCCUCCAGAUUUGGGAUGCUCAUUGCCGUCACCUGCGGCUUUCCCUUGGCUUUCACCGGCCUCCGCGACUCUGUGCUCUCGCUUUGCGCCUGCUCCUCACGGCGCCGCGUCUGGCUCCCAUUGAGCUUCGCCCUUUUGAUACUGAUCGGAGCUUUGGGGUGGUCCCUGGACGACCUGGGUGUGCUCAACGCCCUGGGAGGGGCCCUGCUGGGAUCAGCCAGCACCAUGGUCUUUCCAGGCCUUUUGCUGAUCUGGGCAGCGCGCCUUGUGAUCCAGCAGACCCGCGUGGUGUGGGACGUGGAGGUGAAGCUUGUCGGCCGAGUCCUUGUUGUGAUGGGUGGUCUCCUGAUGGUUUUCGGAACAGUUGUUGUUGUCCAGAACCGGAUUUUGCACAAACAGUUGUAA